Molecule: messenger RNA, 921 nt
Organism: Ochotona curzoniae (black-lipped pika)
Lineage: Eukaryota; Metazoa; Chordata; Mammalia; Lagomorpha; Ochotonidae
Product: putative vomeronasal receptor-like protein 4
Exons: 1
Coding region: 1-921 (306 amino acids)
Biological process (GO): G protein-coupled receptor signaling pathway
Cellular component (GO): membrane
Molecular function (GO): pheromone receptor activity
Source: RefSeq, a predicted model, not a curated record
AUGAACAAACUCUCAACUUAUGUCAUUAUUAAAACUGUGUAUUUUUUCCAAGCUGGCAUUGGCAUCUUAGCCAAUGCUUUCCUCUUUGUCUUCCAUGUCUUUACAGUCCACCAGGUUCAUAGCCUUAGACCAACAGACAUGACCACCUGUCACUUGGCUUUUGUCCACAUAGUGAUGCUAGUUACCACAUUGGAUAAUUUUUCUGCAGACACAAUCAAAUUAUUGAGUUUUUCCAAAGAAUUAAAAUGUAAAUGUUUGCUCUACAUUAGUAGAGUGUCUAGAGGUCUUUCCAUCUCCACCACAUCUCUCCUGAGCAUUGUUCAGGUCAUCACCAUCAGUCCCAGCUCCUUCUGCUUGUCAAGAUUUAAAAAGAAACUAAAAAAUUAUAUUAUCAUUGCUUUCUUCUGUUUUUGGUCCCUCAACCUGUCUUCCAAUAGCAACAUGAUCAUCUAUGCUGUAGCUCAUUCCAACAGGACCAAUCUACUCAAUGUCAGUAAGUACUGCUCACUUUCCUCAAUGAACUCCAUCAUCAUGACACUAUUUUUCACACUUGCGUUGUCUCAGAAUGUCUUCUUUGUAGGAAUGAUGCUGCUCUCCAGCAUGUACAUGGUGAUUUUCUUAUGUAGCCAUCAGAGGAAGUCUGAGUACCUUCACAGCAUGAGCAUUUCCCCAAGAAUCUCCCCAGCAAAAAGGGCCACCUGUACUGUCCUAGUGCUGGUGAGUUUCUUUGUGAUUAUGUACUGUGUGGAUAUGAUCAUCUCAUCCUUCUCAACUGUACUGUGGAAAUACGAAGCAGUUCUCUUGUAUUUACAGGGGCUUGUGGUAAAUGUCUACACCACUGUGAGUCCUUUGGUGCUGAUUAUUUCUGAUAAAAGAAUAAUCGACAUCCUGCAGAAGAUGUUUGCUAUGAUAACACUUUAA